CCUUGAUCUUAAUCUUAAUUAUCUUCUUAAUCUCAAACUCUAUCUCUCUCCUUAAUUAUAAUUAUUUGUCCUAAAAUUAUUAUUAAAAUGAAAAUAAAAUCUAAAAAAGAAGAAAAAUACCAAACGGAAUUUGAAGCCAUCACACACCGCAAGUCAAGUCGGCAACAACGCGCGUUGGCCUCCCUCUCCAACCUUCACCCUCUAAAAAUUCAAAACACAUUGAAAAAUUAGAAUAAUAUGUAUUUGCCCACACAUUUAUAAAUUAUAAUCUAUAAUAAUAUAAACAAGUGGCAUUGACAAUGGAAAUGGCAUGAUAAGAUUAUAUGAAUUGAUUGAUUAAUUAAUAAAUGUGAAAUUUAAAAAACAGAAAAAUAAUUGGGUGUUUCCGAUAGUAGUUGUAGCGGUCAAGCCGAGCCGAUCCGAUGACGCGAGCCACUCACACACUGGGGGUUCCCCCAACAACACGCGCCCCUCCCCGGCGACCGUACCGUAUUAUCCCCCACCCUUCCCACUCUUUCGCCUUGCCGUUUCGCUUUCUCUCUCUUCUUUCUCUUUCCGCAUUCCCUCUCUCUUUCUCUCUCUUCUUCCCCGAACCCUAAUUUCUGUUUUCCGAUGCCCGACUUCAACGACUCCAUCGCGCCGCCGUCGCGCCCCGUCCCUGUUCGCGAGGACUGCUGGUCCGAGGAGGCCUCUUCCACGCUUGUUGACGCCUGGGGCCGACGCUACCUCGAGCUCAACCGCGGCAACCUCCGCCAGAAGGAUUGGCAGGAUGUCGCCGAUGCUGUCAACGCGCUCCACGGACACACCAAGAAGACGCACCGCACAGACGUCCAGUGCAAGAACCGCAUCGAUACCAUAAAGAAGAAGUACAAGAUCGAGAAGGCUAGGGUUUCGUCCUCCAAUGGUACUCUCUCUUCCUCCUGGCCUUUCUACGAACGAUUGGAUGCUCUGAUUGGCCCUAAUUUCAACGCCAAGAAACCUCCUUCCUCCUCGCCGUCUCCUUCGCCGCCUGUGGCUCUUCCGCUGCUUCCGCAUCGGAAGAACCCUUCCUCCUCACCUGCGAUUGCGGUGACACCGACGGCCGUCGCGCUGCCUCAGAAGCGUUCCGCCGCUGCGGCGGCGAUGGACGAGGGUUAUUUCAGAAGAAAUUACUCCGCUGUUGCCGCGGCUGCGGCGGCUGCGGAGGCUGACGAAGACGAAGAGGAAGAGGAAGAGGAGGAGGCGGACGAUGUGGAGGAGGAGGAGGACGAAGAUGAAGGGAGGGGGAGCGAGGUGGAGGAAGGGGAGAAGGAGAGGGAAGGGAUGAGGAGAUUGGCGAAGGCGAUAGAGAGGUUUGGUGAAGUGUAUGAGAGAGUGGAGGGUCAGAAGCUGAGGCAGAUGGUGGAUUUGGAGAAACAGAGGAUGCAGUUUGCUAAAGAUCUUGAAGUCCAGAGGAUGCAGAUGUUUAUGGACACACAGGUUCAGCUCGAGAGAAUUAAGCGGGGGAAACGAUCUGGCUCUAACGUGCUGAACCAUGUGUGGUACAUGUGUGCUAUAUUUCAACUUUCAUAAAUGUGAUGCGGUUUUGGGUAGUUGUGUACUAAUAUGUAAGGUAAAUCGGGGGAAACAUGUUGAUGAUUGAACUCCUGGAUAUUUUGUGGCACACUGAUGUUGAUUUAGUGGAUAGGAAACCGCUACCAUGCAGUAGCUUUAGUAGAUGGAUAUUAGGAAUAUGAUGGCAGUUAUAUGUUGACUAAAAAUAACACAAUUGGUAACACAUGAUUUCUCUGCCAAAUUGAGAAAUAUUGUCUAUGCCAUACCUUCAAUACCAAGAAAGGCUUUAUGAAUGUUAUUUACUAAUCUUGUUUAGUAUUAUUAAAAAUGGAUUCCUAUUUUGUGUCCAUUUUUACAAAACGACUUUAAUGAGUUAACUUUAUAAAUUUAAGGUCCCUUAUGGAUUCUUGAAUCUGUUGUAUAUGGUUAUUUGAACUCGUGGUUUUGCAAAGUUGAGGCACAAAUGUCAUAAUGAAUUUAACUUUCUCCUGUGUAUUCUUUAGCAACUAAGGAGUAAUUGUCUGCUAUUACUGACAAUGAACGCUGAACUUGUACAAAUUGCUCUCUGGUUUGCCUGGUCAUCUAUGGACAAUGGCUUAAGAAUGUGUCCAAACUAGUACCUAUACCCGUGCAAUGCAUGGAUAUAGGUACUAGUUUGAAUUCGGAAAUGUAGCCUGUGUUGACUAAAAAAAACGAUGUGGCGGUAGUGGGAGAAGCAACAUGUUGGUUAGUGAAUGUGCCACUUGUUCGAUCUUGAAGCAGGCACAACCCAUUCCUAAUUUAGCUUAAUUUAUUUUGUUUUUUUUUUCUAGCUUAAUAGAGUCACUUAUUUUAAUUUAAAAAUUAGCCAUUUUAAAUGUUGUAUUUGGGUACAUCUUACGAAACUGAGGAACUUGAUAUGAACUCUGAAUAUUUCUUAUGUGCCCACC
Vigna angularis (adzuki bean) is the source of this 2462-nucleotide messenger RNA. RefSeq names its product trihelix transcription factor ENAP1. The transcript has 2 exons. The record is from RefSeq and is a predicted model, not a curated record. Gene Ontology annotation, molecular function: transcription cis-regulatory region binding. Lineage: Eukaryota; Viridiplantae; Streptophyta; Magnoliopsida; Fabales; Fabaceae. Bases 613 to 1551 code for a protein of 312 amino acids. Gene Ontology annotation, cellular component: nucleus.